AGAUCAUUCAAAAUGAAUUCUUUUUCAUUUCUCCAAAUGAUGAUGCUGAUUAUGUUUAUUACUGCUUCUGGAACUACUAAAUCAGGAGUAGUGGUAGACGCACAAACUUCACCACCAAUAGCACCGGGAUUGUCAUUGACUUUCUACAAUUCAAACUGCCCAAACUUGGAAACUAUAAUAAGAAACAGGCUCAGGACUGUCUUCAACAAUGAUAUCGCCCAAGCUGCUGGCUUGCUUCGUCUUCACUUCCAUGACUGCUUUGUUCAGGGUUGUGAUGGAUCAGUGUUGCUGGAUGGAUCUGCUACCGGUCCAAGUGAGAAGGAUGCUCCGCCAAAUCUAUCACUCAAAGCUGAAGCAUUUCGAAUCAUCAACGACCUUCGUGCCCGUGUCCAGAGAGCUUGUGGCCGUAUUGUCUCUUGCUCAGAUAUUACUGCUCUUGCUGCCCGUGAUGCCGUUUUCUUGUCUGGAGGUCCGGAUUACAGAAUCCCACUGGGUAGGCGUGAUGGACUGACCUUUGCAACCAGAGAUGAAACACUUCGAAAUCUCCCUCCUCCUUCAUCAAACGCUAGUUUUCUCAUCUCUACUCUUGCAAAUAAUCUGAAUCUCACAGCCACCGAUCUGGUUGCACUCUCUGGUGGUCACACCAUAGGUAUCAGUACUAGUUGCGGCAAUUUUGGGGGUCGGUUAUACCCAACCCGAGAUCUUAAUAUGGACCAAACCUUUUUCCAAAAUCUCAGAUUAACGUGCCCGGCAAACAACACUAUUAAUACCACCGUACUAGACAUACGCUCUCCGAACGUGUUCGAUAACAAAUACUACGUGGAUCUCAUGAACAGACAAGGUCUAUUCACUUCCGAUCAAGAUCUGUACACGGAUAGUAGAACACGACCCAUUGUGACUAGCUAUGCUAUCAACCAGACUUUGUUUUUUGAGAGGUUCGUCUUCUCGAUGAUUAAGAUGGGUCAGCUCAAUGUGUCGACUGGAAGUCAAGGAGAGAUUCGAGCAAACUGCUCCGUCCGAAACCCUACCAGGAGCUCUUCAUAUUUAUCAUCUGUGGUUGACGAUAAUGAACAACAGGAAGUUGUAGAAGGUGAAAGUGCUGCAUUUUGAGUACAUAUAGCUAGUUUAACUAUUACAUGAUUUUGAACCUUCAAGCUAGCUAGCUAGCCAGCUUGCUAUACCUAGCUGUUGGUCUAUGUAUGUUGC
Messenger RNA from Papaver somniferum (opium poppy), 1206 nucleotides. RefSeq names its product peroxidase 12-like. Bases 13 to 1110 code for a protein of 365 amino acids. The record is from RefSeq and is a predicted model, not a curated record. NCBI's taxonomy places the organism in Eukaryota, Viridiplantae, Streptophyta, Magnoliopsida, Ranunculales, Papaveraceae. Gene Ontology annotation, molecular function: heme binding; peroxidase activity. The transcript has 3 exons. Gene Ontology annotation, biological process: response to oxidative stress; hydrogen peroxide catabolic process.